CGCAAUGGAAGAUUGUACGGCUGAUCGCCUUGCUGAGCAGUGAACACUGCAUGACUUCCCCUCGCAAGAGGAGACAACAGGCGGGAGGGAGGGGAGGGGAGGGAAGGAGGGCAGACCACCAGCUCCACCAGCUCCAGUAGGAACCAGUUCGCACUCGUUGUCGCGUACAUGUCGCCAUGCCUCGGCCACUUUUAAGCUCGCGGGCAGCCUCCCACUCGGCGGGCCGUCCGGGGUAUUUGCUUCAACAUCGUUGGACAGCCAUAUUCAUUUUUGUCAUUUUGUAUGUCUGUUCGCUCCUUGCCUUCCGCCCUGACUUGGUCGACAUCGGCAAGUCUGACACCCCUCGUCAAACUACACAUCCUUUCGAAUCCAACUCUAGAAAAGACAAAACGUUACAGCAUGGGCGUAGUGACAAGGAGGAGACCUCCGCUUCUGAUCGUGGCUUGCGAAGACAAGGAGUUGAAGAUGAUCCACUCUACAUGGGGGAUGGGAAGCUCCUCAGAGGGGUGGGACCGCAAGAUCGAGGUGUCGCCGAGGGGGCCCCCAAUGCCAUGAAAGACACAGGAAACUGGUCUGCUCGUGUCCCAGAGGUCCCUGCAGGCACAAUGUGCGAGGCGUGGCUGACGGAAAAAGACAGGUUCAAGUACGGUCGGGAUUUCUCUGUGAAUCCCAUCAGAGUUGGAUCUUUACAACAGAAAGUCUGGGAACAAUGUUCUGUCGGGUGUGUUUUCUCCCCAACGACGGAAGCUGUGGAUGGCAACCUGAUCGAUGGACGUGGUGCUUCUGAUCUGCGUAUUGUAAGGACAAUGGAGAGUGAAACAAAUUACCCAAUGUACAAUGUAGAUGCUGCGCAUUCCGCGGGGUUUUCGGUGGUAAUGACCACCAACCUGAAUUCUGAUGUUCCAGUAGGCUAUUUCUCCUGGGCGGAGUACGAUAUAAUGACACCACCUCAGGUGAAGGACAGUCCAUCGGCAGCGGUUGCCUUCAUAUCAAAUUGUGCGGCGAGGACAUUCAGGCUGGCAGCAAUUGAGCACUUCCAGUCAUUGGGUGUCGGUGUGGAUUCGUAUGGUGGAUGCAAAAGAAAUAAGCCUGCGGGGGCAGACAAACAAAAGACCUUGCCGCACUACAAGUUUUGUCUUGCUUUCGAGAAUUCCAUGGAGGAGGAUUAUGUGACCGAAAAGUACUUCCAGUGUUUGGUUGCCGGCUCCGUGCCUGUCGUCAUAGGUGCACCGAAUAUUGACGACUUCGAACCUGCACCGGGCUCUCAUCUCCGCAUCGCGUCAGAAAGCGACAUGGAUGCUGUGGCGCAGAGGAUCACACAGUUGAUGGUGAACGAGGAAGAGUAUGAACGAAUGCUGCGCUGGAAACGCGAAGGUCCCAGUGACAAAUUCCUAGCGCUCGUGGACAUGGCAGCCGUGCAUUCGUCCUGCAGACUGUGUAUCUUUCUGGCAACUAGAUUUCGGGAGCAAGAAGAGAAGGAUGCGGCAUCGCAAUGGGUGAGUGGACAGGGCGGCGCUUCCGACGGACGACCAUGUAGGUGUCGUGAGAGAACUGAGUCUGGCGAAGAGGUGACCGUUUACCAUCUGUAUGUGCGUGAAAGAGGACGCUUCGAGUUUGAGAGUGUUUUCCUGCGGUCGGGGGCACUGACCGAACAGGCGUUAAAGGUGGCAGUGCUUCGAGUCUUCACCGCAAAGGGUCACGUGCCAGUCUGGAAGAACGAGAGACCACCAAUAUUGGCUCGCUCCAACGUUCUGAGAGUAUAUAGCAUUUACCCUGUAUGGGCAACACAGCGGGCUGCUCUGUAUGGAGCUGCAGCCUUGAGAACAGACGAGCAAGUAGCUGCGUUUGUUCACAAUAAACCCUGUGGAAAAUUGGAAGUCAUAUUUGUCUAAACCCUGUUUUCAGUAGGACCAGUAGGUAUAUUGUAUUAGCCAUGAGUUGGUGAUUCAUCUGGUAGCCUGUAGCUAUUAUGUAGGUGAAUUCUGACGCAGAAAAUUUUAGGCUCCCUGUCUUUCUAUCAUGCUCAUCUACUAGUUGGUGAAUUGGGUUCAUAAAUUUUCAGUUCUAAGCAUUAAAAAAAAUAAUAAUAACAAAAAAAUCCGUCUGUUAUGGUUAUUCCAGAUGCGGAACUGGAAACUUUGGGAUCCAGACCUGGGCUCAGGUAUGGGUACCAUUCAGACGACCCGAUUCAUUCCAACCAUGGGGCUGCCCAAUUUAUUUUCAAGAAAUUUCUGGUUUUUCGUUGCCAUGAGUUGGCUAUGGGUUUCAAAAUGAUGAUCACAGGCCAGAAGUUUUUUUGCGUAACUGUGUAUUGCUAUGACACUC
Molecule: messenger RNA, 2325 nt
Organism: Chara braunii
Lineage: Eukaryota; Viridiplantae; Streptophyta; Charophyceae; Charales; Characeae
Source: the annotation of a GenBank genome assembly